Messenger RNA from Aureobasidium vineae, 1414 nucleotides. Lineage: Eukaryota; Fungi; Ascomycota; Dothideomycetes; Dothideales; Saccotheciaceae. The record is from the annotation of a GenBank genome assembly.
GAUGGGCCAUCUCAACGAUCAAAUGCAUCAGCUCACUGGACUUGACGAGCAUUUUGCCCAUGGCAUACCAUCAAAAAGGCCUAACAUCUCGCCUGGUCCGGAGCAUGAUUUCGUAAAUCGAAACGUACCACCCCCAGAUCCACGUCCUCCAGCAUUGGGAUACAUGCCUCUACCGGAAUCUCGCGCAGAACUCUCUCACAAUNUUCCCCAGGAACCGUAUCACUUCGUGGAUAGACGGACCGUCAGACCGUUGAAUGGAAGAAACCUGAGCCUGCGCACCAUGACGAAUACCGCCUCCAUGCCCGAGUACGCCUUCCUUGAGCGCGCCAACACGGAUUUACCGUCUCAAAGAGCGCAUUCGGUACAUUCUGCAGGAGCCGUUUCGUUGUCCAUGUAUCCUCCACGACGUCCCGAAGACAUGACGGAGGAGGCAGUAUCACCACCUAGGAACGAUCGACUUCUCCCAUCGUUCCAUCAAUUGAGCAAGAUCGCCGAUAGUGGAACGGAAGCAAGCGACAUGAAGACCACCGGACUGCCGGCUCUCACCGCAUAUGCCAGUCAAGUCAUUGCACAGACCGUGACAACUUCCCACCCACACUUUCCGCCAUCACAGCAAUCCAGCCCUUCAACCAAUUUCAUGUUGCUUGGUCACGCGUCACCUACCAACACCCGUGCCGAUGGUCACGAAACGUAUGCGCCUUCACACUCGCCAGCUUCAUUCUCCAUUGCCAACAGCAACAACCCCGGGCGCAAGUCGACUCAACAUGCCGUCAGACCUCCACCCUUUGUCCCCUCCAUGACUUCGUCAUCUAUGGGCACUGGAUCCUCUACGGACACUAUGAGCACUUUUCAGAGCCACCAAAGCUCCGAAGCUGGAGGACACAGUACCGCUCACACAACCCCUAUGGAGUCUACUCCGUCCUCCUUCGAUGACACACCAAGAUCUUCAGUGCCUCAUUUACAAACAUCGACGUCGGCACCUGGAGGCUUCGUUUGCGACCAUCCGGGCUGCGCUGCUCCACCUUUCCAAACUCAAUAUCUCCUCAACUCGCAUGCGAACGUGCACAGUUCGAGUCGUCCACACUAUUGUCCUGUCAAAGGGUGUUCUAGAGGCGAGGGAGGCAAAGGAUUCAAGCGCAAGAAUGAGAUGAUCCGGCACGGGCUAGUCCACGACAGCCCUGGUUACGUGUGCCCCUUCUGUCCCCUCCGGGAACACAGAUAUCCCCGUCCGGACAAUCUUCAGAGGUGUGUUGAACUGAUCUUUUUAUUCAAGGUCUUGACUAACAAGUUUCACCCUAGACAUGUUCGUGUCCACCAUGUGGAUAAGAAUAAGGACGAUCCUUUGCUUCGAGAAGUUCUGGCCCAACGACCUGAAGGUGGUGUCCGAGGACGCCGCCGGCGUGCAGGCCCCGCU